GUUUACGGAAAUAGCCGAGUGCUCCCUGUUAACCUUGAGACUAAAGAUGACAUGAUUUAGGCAUCCGCAAAGGGCACAGGCUAUAAAAGUCUGCUUAUCUUCUUCUUACUCUCAAUCCUUCCAAUCCUUCAAUUUGAACUCAGAAACUAUCUCCCUAAAGAGUUACUCUUAUCCAACUAUUGCAAAAAUGCAUACUUCAACCUUCUUCUCCUCUCUGCUUGCCCUAGCAGCCACCGUCGAGUCCCUCAAAUUCACCGGCCCCAGCACAUCAUCACCUCUCGACUUAUCGAAGGAAAUCACCGUCACCUGGAGCGAGAGCAACUCAUCAGAGCAUAAAACCUGGCCCACAUUUAACCUUGAAUGGUUCUCUCAGCCCACUGACCUGAGAAGCUUCGGCUUCGAAAUCGACACCGGCGUAAACGUUUCUGCAGGACAAUACAAGUUUACUCCUGGCCGGAACACCAUCAGCACCCUUCGGCCGUUUGCCGCCCAGCUAUCUGAGAACAAGACAUUUUCAUUUAGAGCGGUCUUUAUGAAUGAGAGCGAUGUGGUUUUCGAGACUGAGAGUGGUAAAUAUAGUGUUGUUGGGUUGGAUAAAGUUACAAAUGCUGGAAAGGCAGUAGGGCUUGAAUGGGGAGUUUUGGCGUGCGGACUUGUGGCAGUGAGCUUUUUCAUGAUCUAAGAUUUAUAAUGGGUACAAGAAGGAUAGCUAAGUGUUAAUGAACAAAUAUUUGUAUGAAGGAUAGAGGAUGCGUGUAAAAAGCAGUUUCGCCAUGACUUUGGUCCAAUCAACAACUGCUUGACGGUAGCAUGUCUGUUCACGCGAGAACAGCCGG
This is a messenger RNA of Fusarium redolens, 836 nucleotides long. RefSeq lists its product as uncharacterized. The record is from RefSeq and is a predicted model, not a curated record. Bases 188 to 682 code for a protein of 164 amino acids. Lineage: Eukaryota; Fungi; Ascomycota; Sordariomycetes; Hypocreales; Nectriaceae. The transcript is spliced from 2 exons.